Molecule: messenger RNA, 486 nt
Organism: Naegleria gruberi
Lineage: Eukaryota; Heterolobosea; Eutetramitea; Acrasida; Naegleriidae
Exons: 1
Coding region: 1-486 (161 amino acids)
Cellular component (GO): mitochondrion
Molecular function (GO): oxidoreductase activity
Source: RefSeq, a predicted model, not a curated record
AUGAAAGAAGGAGAAUAUAUUAAGGUUUCAGGACCUCUAGGAAAAUUCUAUUUCAACAUGAUAGAUGAACAAUUUAUGGAUAUUAAGAAUUUAGUUUUGAUUGCUGGUGGAUUGGGCGUGACGCCACUAGUGAGUAUUUUGAAAUAUAUUGCCCAGAAUGGAUUAUAUUUUGUAAAUGUUAAAUUAAUUUAUUCAGCUAAUACGGUGGGAGAUUUUUGCUUUAUCAAUGACAUUUUGGAAAUUAUGAAAGAACAUUCUAAUAUUGAGUGCCAUUUACUGACCUCCCCAACUGAGGAAAUACCCAAACAUUUGGAAUCAAUUUUGAAACAUGAUAGAAUUGACUCUAAUUUCUUGCAAAAAUCAUUAACGAGUGAAGAAUUGAAAAAUGCAUGUUAUUAUCUAUGUGGGCCUCUCCCAAUGGUAAAAGAUGUAUCAGCCUAUCUUCAACAAUUAUCGGUGCCCUUCGAUAGAAUAAAAUUUCAAUAA